Molecule: messenger RNA, 260 nt
Organism: Staurois parvus
Lineage: Eukaryota; Metazoa; Chordata; Amphibia; Anura; Ranidae
Source: the annotation of a GenBank genome assembly
CCAAGUCGGGGUCAGAUCAGGAGAUCAGGUGAGAAUAUCUGUUUGCCAAGUCGGGGUCAGGUCAGGAGAGCAGGUGAGAAUAUCUGUUUGCCAAGCCUGGUCAGAUCAGGAGAGCAGGUGAGAAUAUCUAUUAGCCAAGCCUGGUCAGAUCAGGAGAGCAGGUGAGAAUAUCUGUUAGCCAAGCCGAGGUCAGAUCAGGAGUCAGGUGAGAACAUCUAUUAGCCAAGCCGGGGUCAGAUCAGGAGAACAGGUAGAGAAUA